CUGCCGGACACAGAAAAUCGCUUCCUCAGUUUUGACCUGUUCACCGGUGACAACAAAGGGUCAUGUAGCUGAACAGAGACGUCAUGUUUAGUUGGAAGACACUGCAGAGAAACAAAACCUUCAAGUAUGGAGUCCCUAUGCUGCUGCUGGUCAUUGGUGGCUCCUUUGGCUUGCGGGAGUUUACUCAGAUCCGUUACGAUGCCCAGAAAAUCAGAAAGCGGUUGGAUCCUUCACUGGAGGCGAAGGUGAAUCUGGAGAAGCAGGCCGUCAUCCUGGAGGACGAGUAUGAGAAGUUGAAGGAGAUUAAUUUGGACGAGUGGAAGAACAUCCGUGGUCCCCGUCCCUGGGAGGAGUCCAGGGAGUACCAGGAGCAGCAGCGCAGCAAUCUGAGUAAAACACACUGAGGCUCCGGCCCGAGCCCACCGCACGCGCUCACACAGACGCACAAAGAUCACACCAGACAGCACAGGGGCCCGUGGAGACGGCGGCACCGAUGUCUGGCCGUUCCGGACGCUGCGGCUCCGGAGCUCUGAGCACAGCUUGUAAGCCCUUGGCUCGCGUCGGGGCCCAAAUCUUUGGAAAAGUUCAUUUUGGAGAAAAUCAUGUUGGUUUCUUCUGGCUGCAACACCUUCAGGACUACUGGUGAAAAGUUUUUGCUUUUAAAAUAUUGUGGCGGACACAAACAUAUAUAUUGUACGUCAGGCUGUAGGCCCUUAUUGUGAAGGGGAGAGAGCAGAAAUGCAGAGCGUGUUGUUCUGUUCAAGGUUUUGUUUUGUGGUUGGAAGACAUUGAGAAUAAAGCAAGACUCAAAAUGG
Messenger RNA from Poeciliopsis prolifica (blackstripe livebearer), 815 nucleotides. RefSeq names its product cytochrome c oxidase assembly protein COX16 homolog, mitochondrial. Gene Ontology annotation, biological process: mitochondrial respiratory chain complex IV assembly. The record is from RefSeq and is a predicted model, not a curated record. The coding region runs from base 84 to 404 and encodes 106 amino acids. The transcript is spliced from 4 exons. Gene Ontology annotation, cellular component: mitochondrial inner membrane. Lineage: Eukaryota; Metazoa; Chordata; Actinopteri; Cyprinodontiformes; Poeciliidae.